Molecule: messenger RNA, 579 nt
Organism: Triticum turgidum subsp. durum (durum wheat)
Lineage: Eukaryota; Viridiplantae; Streptophyta; Magnoliopsida; Poales; Poaceae
Source: the annotation of a GenBank genome assembly
AUGGUGAGGCCGUGCACGCUUGCCAUGGUUGUGGCUACGAAAUCUCAGACUGAGUCGCUUCGGUCGGGCACUAUUCAGGCGUACUUGCCCCUGAGCUGGCGGUGCCUAAGAACAACGACGACAAAAUUCUGGCAUCGUCUCCAAGCUCUGUCGCAAGCAACACAGGAACGCCUCAGGCUCAAAGUCGGGUUGCUGUGCAGGCGAGCGGCAACAGCCACUUACGUCUCUUCCAAGAAGGGCGCCACCUUGGAGGAGCAUAACGACACCGGCUGCAGCGGCGCACGAGCCAACAAAGGGGCAGGACCAUUGGAGACGACGGACACAGAGGUGCAUGAUAGGCAUGCCGAUCAUCAGACACUAUGGAGCGAUCCCACCCGUGAUGCCGCAGUACACGCAGCCAUCGCCGCCACCGCCACAUGCCAUGAUCUACGGGUAAGUGCCUGCUCAGCAGCGUACAAGAGAAAUCACCGCGGGGCCCUACUCGCCAAGACGAUGCUUCUCUUAUCGUGCUUAUUUACUUGCCUUAUAUGUGUGACGAGAAGGAGCGGGAGAUUCAGAGGCUCAGGUUGGCAUCACUAG